CCUUCGAAAUGACGUCAGAGAAGUCAGGAAGUAGAUCGGCUUACCUUCGCACAUGGUGAAAAUGGCUGCGAAUGAAGAAAAACAACAAGGCCACAGACCCGGCGUUUACAAACAGAAAAAUAAGGGACACAAACAUGGCAAACACAGGACGAAAGGAGAAAUCGAAAGAGAAAACAAAGGCAGGGUGUCAGUGACGACCCUUACUAAAAAACAGAGGAAAGAGCUGGGGAAGAUGGACAGACGACAUAAAGCCAAUCAGCUUCGGAAAACGAAGAAAGACCAGGUUCUGAUGGAAAAGCGGCGACUUGGCAGCAGGGACGGUCCUCCUCACCUAGUAGCCGUGGUGUCCCUGCAUGCUAAUGCUGACGCCGGGGCGGUUAGCAAACUGCUACGUGGUGAAGGCGCUGGGGGCGUGGUGCACCUGGAGCGAUGCGUCAGUGGCGUCGGAGACAGUUUUGGACUGAUUGUGCCUCGCUUCAAACAGAGGUUCACAUUUCUAAACCAGAGCACAGAUGACAUGCACUCCCUGCUGGAUGUUGCCAAGGUUGCAGACAGCCUGGUGUUUGUCCUGGAUUCAACUGAAGGCUGGGACACUUACGGAGAUCAUUGUCUGUCCUGUCUCUUCGCUCAGGGCCUCGCCAGCCAUGCUCUGGUGUGUCAGGGUUUGUCUGACAUCUCUGUGAAGAAGAGGGUCGAUUUCAGAAAAGCUCUAUCAAAGAUCACAGAGGUCCGCUUCCCGGACAGCCGCCUCUUCCCGUUGGACUCGGAUCAAGACGCCACCCUCCUCCUCAGACACCUGGGAAGCCAGAGGCAACGAAAGCUGGGCUUCCGUUCCAGACGCUCCCAUCUUUUGGCUGAGCGCGUGGCGUUCACGCCAAAUGGCCCUAUGGAAGGGAGUGGCGGCGGAGGGCCCAGCGGCCUGGGGACCCUGCGCGUGUCCGGGUAUGUCCGAGGUUGUGCCCUCCACGCCAACAGACUGGUGCACAUCAGCGGGCAUGGGGACUUUCAGCUGAGUCAGAUCGACGCUCCGCCGGACCCUCUGCCCCUCAACCUGACCACAGUCAGAGCGACAAAACCUGGAAGGGGAAGAGAUGUGGAGAUGCAGGACGGAGAUGAAAGCGAGGCGCCGGUGCGGGUCCUGAUGAAGGCAGACCCGUCCAGCCGGGAGAGUCUGCAGGUGGAGGCGGCGGUGGACCCCAUGGAUGGAGAGCAGACAUGGCCGACCGAACAGGAGCUGCUCGACGCUGAAGAGGCCAGAAAGAACAAGCGUGUGAUGAAAGUUCCUAAGGGAACGUCUGACUACCAGGCCACAUGGAUCAUUGACGAAGAUGAGGAGGAGGAGAACGGUGAGACGGAUGAAGAAAGCAGUGAUGACGAUGAUGGCGAUGACCUAAUGGACGAAGCUAUGGAUGGAGAAGAUGAGGAGAAUCACUCUCAGGAGACUGGUUCCCAAGCUGCUUCGGAGGACGAAGACGACGAAGAGGAGGAGGAAGAGGAGGUGUUAUCCACAGAGAGAGGUGGAGCAGAUCAGCGGUACGACGACAACAUGGACGAAGCAGCAGAAGAAGAAGGCCUGAAGCGCUACCGGGAAGCUCGAUCACACGAGUUGUUUCCUGAUGAGGUGGACACGCCCCUCGAUGCUCCAGCUAGGAUCAGAUUUCAGCGCUACAGGGGCCUGAAAAGUUUCCGUUCCUCGCCUUGGGACCCCAUGGAGAACCUGCCUCUGGAUUAUUCACGCAUAUUCCAGUUCCAGAGCUUCGAACGUACUCGCCGUAGAAUCCUGGCGGAGGCUGCGGCCGACGAGGAUGGAGCCAUGGACGGCUGGUAUGUCACGCUGCACAUCAUUGAUGUUCCUGUCUCCGUCAUGGAGAGCGUCCAGUCUGGCAAGCCCCUGGUGCUGGUGUCUCUGCUGCCACAUGAGCAGAAGAUGUCAGUGAUGCACCUCUUGGUGCAGAGGCACCCCAGCAACACAGAGCCAAUCAAGUCCAAGGAGGAACUGGUAUUCCACUGUGGAUUUCGAAGGUUUCGGGCCUCCCCUAUAUUCUCUCAGCACACUACAGCUGACAAGCAUAAGAUGGAGCGCUUCCUGAGGCCGGAUGCCCCCACCGUGGUGUCGGUGUAUGCCCCCAUCACCUUCCCCCCUGCAGGAGUGCUGCUCUUCAAACAGAGAAACGACGGCGUCCAGGACCUGGUGGCUACAGGUAGCCUGCUCAGCUGCGACCCCCGGCGCGUCGUCCUGAAGCGGAUCGUGCUGAGCGGACACCCGUUCAAAAUCAACAGGCGUUCAGCCGUCGUCCGCUACAUGUUCUUUAACAGAGACGACAUCAUGUGGUUCAAACCGGUGGAGCUGCGGACAAAAUGGGGCAGGAGAGGCCACAUCAAGGAUGCUUUAGGAACUCACGGUCACAUGAAAUGUGUAUUUGAUAAUCAGCUUCGCUCCCAGGACACCGUCCUAAUGAAUUUGUACAAGAGGGUGUAUCCUCGCUGGACGUAUGACCCGUACGUUCCCUCGCAGUUACCUUGGUUCAAGAAAGAGGUGACCAUUGAAAUGGAUGACUUGGAUAUGGAGUAGAAGAGUAAAAAUAAAACACGAGAGACGGAUGGUGUUUUGAAAUGUUUAAAAAGUGAAAAAUCUAUUAAAUAAACUAAAUAUCUUGCUAAGU
Poecilia latipinna (sailfin molly) is the source of this 2663-nucleotide messenger RNA. It is a transcript of the gene tsr1, whose product is annotated as TSR1 ribosome maturation factor. The transcript has 15 exons. Gene Ontology annotation, cellular component: nucleus; preribosome, small subunit precursor. Gene Ontology annotation, biological process: ribosome biogenesis; endonucleolytic cleavage of tricistronic rRNA transcript (SSU-rRNA, 5.8S rRNA, LSU-rRNA); maturation of SSU-rRNA from tricistronic rRNA transcript (SSU-rRNA, 5.8S rRNA, LSU-rRNA). Lineage: Eukaryota; Metazoa; Chordata; Actinopteri; Cyprinodontiformes; Poeciliidae. Gene Ontology annotation, molecular function: U3 snoRNA binding; GTPase activity; GTP binding. The record is from RefSeq and is a predicted model, not a curated record. Bases 53 to 2572 code for a protein of 839 amino acids.